This is a messenger RNA of Hemibagrus wyckioides, 2197 nucleotides long. RefSeq names its product neurocalcin delta b (gene ncaldb). Gene Ontology annotation, cellular component: cytosol. NCBI's taxonomy places the organism in Eukaryota, Metazoa, Chordata, Actinopteri, Siluriformes, Bagridae. The transcript is spliced from 4 exons. The coding region runs from base 243 to 821 and encodes 192 amino acids. Gene Ontology annotation, biological process: calcium-mediated signaling. The record is from RefSeq and is a predicted model, not a curated record. Gene Ontology annotation, molecular function: calcium ion binding; actin binding; tubulin binding.
GAGAGCUGAGCUGAGCGCGCGCAUUGACAGUCUGCGGAGUUUGGAUUGGCGACUGUCUUUCUGCUCGCGCCUCUCUCUCUCUCUCUCUCUCUCUCUCUGUGUCUCUAUACUCACACACACACACACACACACCCGAGCGUGUGUGUUCUGUCAGCGCGUCUCCAGGUUAUGGACGUCUAACAGAUCAGAAAACAUCAGCUGUCCAUCUACAUUUACUGCGCUGAAACAGAAUACUCAUCGUAAUGGGGAAGCAGAACAGCAAGCUCCGUCCCGAGGUGAUCCAGGACCUGGUGGAGAGCACUGACUUCACCGAGGAGGAGAUUCAGGAGUGGUAUAAGGGCUUCCUCCGGGACUGUCCCAGUGGUGCGCUGACCAUGGAAGAGUUCAAGAAGAUCUACGGCAACUUCUUUCCGUAUGGAGACGCGUCCAAAUUUGCCGAGCACGUCUUCCGAACCUUCGACGCCAACGGGGACGGGACGAUAGACUUCCGAGAGUUUAUCAUUGCGCUGAGCAUCACGUCGCGUGGCCAGCUGGACCAGAAGCUCAAGUGGGCCUUCAGCAUGUAUGACCUGGACGGCAACGGCUACAUCAGCAAGGACGAGAUGCUGGAGAUCGUACAGGCUAUCUAUAAGAUGGUGUCAUCGGUGAUGAAGAUGCCGGAGGAUGAAUCCACACCGGAGAAAAGAACGGAGAAAAUCUUCCGGCAGAUGGAUAAAAACCGUGAUGGUAAACUGUCUUUGGAGGAGUUUGUGGAAGGAGCGAAGAACGAUCCAUCCAUCGUGCGGCUCCUACAGUGUGACCCGAGCAGCGCAGGGCAGUAAGGAGCAGAGCCACGCCCCCUCCUGCAUGACCUCAACACUGCAGCUCUCCUUCAACCUCAACACACAUACACACACAUCAGUGUGAGCACCAACCAGGAGCUGUCUGCUUAGAGAAACACACACACACACACACACACACACACAUGGACUCAGUGACUGGAGUGAAUCCCUCCGUUUUGGUGCACACGCACUGAGACAGGAAAUGGCACCCUCACACAGGAAGUGCUGGUGUAAGAUGUACAUUUUGUGUAAUAUACAGUAGAGUAUGAGUUCUGCUCCGGUCCGAUGACCUCUGGGAAAUGUUGAAAAAAAAAGAUCAGUAAGGUAGUUUAGUUAGCGACGUCAAUUUUAUUAGCCACCAGUUUGUACGUUUUUUUUUGCCCUACAGAUGGACGUGUUAACCUCACUCGAACACAGAGCUCGGAUUAGACACACAGCUGAAGUCAGAUACAAAGGAAAAUGUAUUAAACGUGUGUGUGUGUGUGUGUGACAUGAAAACGUGUGCCUGCUCAUGGAUGGUGAAGAUGUGACUCAAAAACUCGCUGUUAUUGUCCUGUAGAGUAGGAGAGAAAUACGAGGCGUCCAGUGCUGAGGUGACCACAGUAACGCGCGAAUACGCUAGCCACUUCACUAACAUUAGCCAGCUAGCAUUAACCUAAGCGCUUUAGCAGUAUUUAUCACAUCUUACAUCUAAGUUACAUGAAGCUACGCUAUGUUACGUUACUCCCCCCUGAGGUGUUAUAUUCCUGUUACGCCACACCAAUUCGCUACCACUGGAAUUUAUUAAGAGCUACGUCAUCACUUACUUUUUAUCUGUCUCACGUUCUAGCUGUCUUCCAGAAACGCUGCAUCAACACCUCUGUACAGGAAGUGGAAAACCGUGAGCUGUUACUAUAGAAACGCUAAGGUAUUUAGCAGCGCCGUGGUGUAAAGCGGGUGUGUUCGCUAACGAUAGUACUAGUGUUAAAAAGCUCCGCCCCCUUUCCUGAGCACCAGGAAACUGGGGACACAAAUCUUUCUCAGGAUCUUCUUCGUGCUUUGAUUAGAUUUGACAUUUUAUCACUUUUAUCCGCUGUCUGAGAGAAGCAGAGUCGUGGCGGCAAGCUAACCACUAACACAUCUAACACGUCUAAUCACGUUUCUGAUACACUGUGAUCGGCUCUUUUUUUAUUUUAAUUUUUGGAUCAGACCUCUGUCAGCUUUAUUUGGUUUUUUGAUUUCGUCCGGUUCGUGUUCGCUUGGAAUAUCAGAAAAUGUUUUUGUACUUGAAUGCACAGCUAACAGCGAGACAGAGACUUAUCUUAAAUAGAUAGAUAGAUAGAUAGAUAGAUAGAUAGAUAGAUAGAUAGAUAGAUAGAUAGAUAGAUAGAUAGAUA